CUUUGGACCAUCUAUUUACCUGUGCAUUGACUUGUCGAUUGUGUCGACCGUGUUUACCUGCCUGUGUUGACUUGUACUCGGAGUAUAAGACACCUAACUAGAGAAUUAAAUCAGUGUAAGUAAUCGGGCGAGAACUUAUCGUAAGUACUUUCAGUAUCUGACAGCCAUGCGACCACAGUUUGGGCUUGUUUCUAUACUCCUGGCGGUGCUGUUUCACGUCGUACAAUCUCUGGAUGAAGGAAGCUUCUGGCACGUGACUGAUUUCCAUUAUGACUUUUCCUACCAUGACGAAGGUUUCUCUUGCACUAAGACAGUUGCUGUAGAGGACCGUGGGCCGUUCGGGAUUGGCUGGUGUGACCCGCCCUGGACUCUGGUCAACAGCUCUGUGCAUGCAAUGCGGAACCUUCAUCCCGAUGUGGACUUCAUCAUCUGGACAGGAGAUAAUGUUCUUCAUGCCAAACAUGAAGAAGAUCAACUCGGCACAAGCAUUAAUCUGGAUAUAUUGGAUAACAUAACCAACCUCCUCGCUGACGUCUUUCCGAACACCGUCACAUACCCCUGCUACGGUAACCACGACUACUUCCCCAACGCCCAAUUUCCGGUAACGGAAAACGCCAUCUACCAGCACAUGGCAGAAUCCUGGAGCGUGUGGCUAAACAGCAGUUCCAUCAAGGAUACGCUUUCGACAGGUGGGUACUACACAGCUCUCACGAAUUAUGGGAAGGUCAGACUAGUCGCCCUCAACACAAACCUAUAUUACUCCAGUAACAAGCAGGUGGCGAAAAUCUACGACCCAGCCGACCAACUGACGUGGUUAGAUGGUGUGUUAACAAACGCCACGAUCAACCAAGAAAAGGUUAUUAUCACUGGCCAUGUUCCACCAGGUGUCAAGACCCCGGACGGAUUUAUGUGGUUUUACGAAGAUCAUAACCGCCAUCUUAAUGAAGUCAUUAAGAACCAUACUGACGUCAUUGCGGCAAUCCAUUUAGGUCAUGAUCACGAGGACGAAUUUAAAAUCUAUUACAGCUCUUCGGACGACACUGCACGCAUACCCGUCUUUCUGGCUCCUGCCAUUUCCACUUGGAGGUACGUAUCAAAGGAGAAGACUGGAAGAGUACGUAAUCCUGGGAUAAGACUUGUGAAGUACGACCGUGACACCGGUCGCCAUCUUGAUUACUUUCAGUAUUACCUUGACCUAGAGAAGGCUAACCGCGAAGGUCAUGCAUCGUGGACACGCCUGUAUGAGGCCAAAGCGGCGUACAACAUCCCUGAUCUGUCGGCUAAAUCCCUGGGUACAGUAAGAGAGAGAUUGCUAUCCCGUGAGUCGAGCCCCAUCCAGGCUUACUUCACGCGGAUGGGAAUGGAUGGUGACGUGGACACGCAAUGUGACAGAGAAUGCCGUGACGCGAUCUACUGCGGCAUGCGCCAUUUUGACAUGGCGUCGUACAGAAGCUGUCUAGUUGACGUUAGUUCAGGCGGCGUUCGGCGGUACAGCAUUGGGCUCAUAGUUUUCUGCCUGAUACUUACUUGUACUGGGUACUACUGAAUUUUAUAAGUUUUUUUAGUCUAGAUUAACUGUUGAUGAUUGCAUGAUUGUAUGAUAGCAUGUUCACUUAUGCUAGCUUUGUACCCAAAUGUAUUGUGUGUAGAUCAUACCUGCGGCACUACUCAGAAAUAUAGAUGUACAGUCAAGGAUUAAACGAACAUUGGUUGGCAGUUAUACUUAUGAGUUAGUAAGUGGAUCGAGUGUGGAGUGGAAUAAGGCUGUGGGUGAAUCUUCCCAUAUAAGGAAGACUCACCCCUAAUGUUUUAUUGUUUUUCUUCCAAGCCAACAAAGAAAUGGUCUUCAAACCUCUGAUUUUGCAGGUUGGCGACAUAGUUCCCGAGAACAUGCCUUACUGAGUAACGAUGCUCACAUGUACGGAAAGAGUAUGACAAUGCAUGUGUGUUGAUAAAAGUUUCAUAUGUGUGUCAUUGCAUGAUAAAUAAAGCCAAUAAAUAAAGA
Liolophura sinensis is the source of this 2005-nucleotide messenger RNA. Its product is annotated as acid sphingomyelinase-like phosphodiesterase 3b. Gene Ontology annotation, molecular function: phosphoric diester hydrolase activity. The transcript is spliced from 7 exons. The coding region runs from base 167 to 1546 and encodes 459 amino acids. Lineage: Eukaryota; Metazoa; Mollusca; Polyplacophora; Chitonida; Chitonidae. The record is from RefSeq and is a predicted model, not a curated record.